This is a messenger RNA of Teleopsis dalmanni, 1931 nucleotides long. RefSeq names its product ATP-binding cassette sub-family A member 17-like. NCBI's taxonomy places the organism in Eukaryota, Metazoa, Arthropoda, Insecta, Diptera, Diopsidae. The transcript is spliced from 9 exons. Gene Ontology annotation, cellular component: intracellular membrane-bounded organelle; membrane. Gene Ontology annotation, biological process: transmembrane transport; lipid transport. Gene Ontology annotation, molecular function: lipid carrier activity; ATP hydrolysis activity; ABC-type transporter activity. Bases 1 to 1929 code for a protein of 642 amino acids. The record is from RefSeq and is a predicted model, not a curated record.
AUGUUUUGCUUGUCAUUCAUUCGUCGUGGUGUGCGUUUCAAACCGGGUGCUGCAGCUCAAAUUGUAGCAGAGCGGAGUUUCAGAGAAGCUGGUGGUUCAAAUAAGGAAAUCAUUGUUACAAAUUCUCCACAAAAAUAUGAGAUCGAAUCUUUAGUACAGUAUUAUAAGACUCGUGUCUCGCAACCAAUAUUGGUGCUGAUUGUAAUGGUUUUUGUUUGUCUUAUAAGUAUAUCGAGUGUAUCUUUCGUGACAUAUGAAAGAACUACAUAUGCCAAGUUAAUACAAUUCAUAAAUGGACUACAUUUUUGGAUUUACUGGGUGUCACAUCUUAUAUGGCAACUGAUUUUCUUCUUAUUUAUACCUAUCGUCGUGGUUGCUGUUGUUAUUUGCAUCUUCUCCACAAAAAGUGAUUACUUUUCAGAUAUGGCUGAUUUGUUUGUUAUUAUAAUAUGCGUUGCAAUAUAUAUGUUGCCAUUUUUAUAUUUUUGUACCUUUCAUAUCCAAGAACAACACAUGGUACCUGCUUUAAUAAUUGCUGCAUUUAUUAUGGGUAUUUUGGAUAUGUACUUUACUACUUUUCGAAACCAUUUGUCUUUCAUCCUCAGUAUAGUUCCAUUUUAUGCAGUGCUAUCUGCGAUAGAAGAUUAUCACGUUCAUAAAAAAGUGCAAGAAGCUUGCACAAAUAUAACUAUAGAAAAUUGCAAUGGAACUACAAAUUGUUGUUAUUCAAAAUAUAGUUGGGGAACAUCAGGAAGGUUAGAUGAAUUGGCCUUCAUGCUGUUUUUCGGAGUAUUUUUCUUCAAUUGGGUUGUGCUCACGGACAGUGGGUUUAUGAACGAAGUACUGCACUGGGUACGAGACGUGCACAGUGAAUACAACAUAAAUAAGGUAGCACCUGAUGAAUCAGUUGAGGAUGAAAUUACACGAGUGGACAAUAUGACUGAUGCGGAUAUGCAGCAGCAGACAAUCGUUGUUAAUCACGUAACUAAAGUGGAGCAAGAUCAAAAAUUUGUUGUGAACGACGUGACAUUUGCGAUCGAAAAAGAAGAAUCUUUCGGUGUUGUCGGUUUAUAUGGGUCUGGAAAAAACGCUUUAUUAAAUGUUAUUGCAGGUGUAACCCCACCUACAGUUGGCGUUGUACGUAUCAACAAUAAAAAUAUGAAUGCGUUUUUUAUAAAAGAAAUUUAUUCUGACAUUGAUUAUCUGGCACGAAAGAAUGCAUUGUUUGAAGAGUUCACAGGUUAUCAAAACUUGAAAUUGCAUUUCCUAAUAAAUGGUAUUGAAAAUAUAAAUGAUGUUUGUGAAAUACUACUGGGUUCAUUUUAUUUAACUGAUGUUGCAUCGACGAAAGUGAAACACUACACUACAAUGAAUAAAUACAUGUUACGUAUGGCGGUAGGUUGCAUUAGAAGAAAGUCUAUAGUAUUAAUGGAUAAUCCUAUAAGCAACACAGAUCCUCCAACAACAAUCAUGUUAUGGAGACUUAUCAAUAUAAUGCGAUCGACUGGUAUGACUAUAUUGUUGACAACUAAUAGUAUGACAGAUUGUAAUAUGUGCUGCACACGAUUUGCCAUCUUAUCUGGUGGUGAAAUGAAGUUCAUUGGGACCAAGGAAGAAUUACUAGAAAGGAGUGAAGAUGGAUAUAUUCUUGAAAUUAUUAUUAAUAAUGAUCGCUCAUCUGACGUUUCAAUUAUAAGUAGUGAAGAGAGUAUUAAGAAAGUGGAAUUAAAUGAUUUUAUGCAGUCAAGAUUUCAAAAUCCAAAAUUAAUAUUAAUAUGUUUCCCACGGUUCAAGUUUUUUAUACCACGUAGAAAUAAACUAUGGAAAACCUUCAAACUUAUGGAGAAACAUAAAACCGAAUUGUCUAUUGUCAGUUACUUCGUAACUGAGAAGGAUUUUCAAACAAUUUUAGUGGAAUUUUCAAGAUGAUA